Molecule: messenger RNA, 525 nt
Organism: Aspergillus calidoustus
Lineage: Eukaryota; Fungi; Ascomycota; Eurotiomycetes; Eurotiales; Aspergillaceae
Source: the annotation of a GenBank genome assembly
AUGCCUCAAGCACAUGACACAAAGAUUCUUGUUGUCGGUACCGGGCCUGUCGGAUGCUUUGUGGCCUAUCAGCUGGGUAAGCAGGGGACCCCCGUCACAAUCCUCGAGAAGGAGCCCGCGCUUCCCUACACUCCACGAGCCGUGGACUACUACGGGGCAGCGCAGGUUACUUUCAAGAACACUGCGUACCCGUCGGUUGACGACGGUACUGGCCAUUACAAGGUCUAUGGCGAGAUGAUUGCAGGCCUACCCCUGAGCGACACAACGAUCCCUUGCUGCGCGUAUCUGUCUGGCCCCCUGAAGCUGCGCCAGUCGGAGCUGACCCAGCUGCUCCUACGCGAGGCGUUGGCCACGGGUCUUGCCAACAUCCACUUCCAAGCAGCCGUCGAGGCGAUCACAGACCGUGGCGAGGAAGGGGUCCUCGUCACGGCGGGAAACCCAGCCACCGACCUGGUCUCAGUCUACACAGCGGCGCAGACGGCGGCAAGACCCAGACCUGCAAACUCCUCGACAUCCCCUGCCUAG